Messenger RNA from Coniophora puteana RWD-64-598 SS2, 718 nucleotides. RefSeq lists its product as uncharacterized. Lineage: Eukaryota; Fungi; Basidiomycota; Agaricomycetes; Boletales; Coniophoraceae. Bases 78 to 512 code for a protein of 144 amino acids. The transcript is spliced from 4 exons. The record is from RefSeq and is a predicted model, not a curated record.
CUCGCUUGUUCUCCUACUUAACCCUUCUUUGUCACGACCUUUGACGACUACUACACCACACCCUCUUCUACCCACAAAUGACCAAGUACCAGGAUCAACCUUCCGACAGCCCGCCCGCGUACGAGUACGUCGCUGCUCAGGGUAGUGGCUCCCGGGAUCCUUUGAUUCCUGCUGUUCAGCCCGGCGAUGACAUGGUGAAGAACACCCAGCCCCAGCCCCAGCCAGCCCCUGUCGCCACCCAUGGCCAUCCCGUACCUUCAUACCAGAACCCCACAGUCCAUUACUACAUGGACCCUGCGACGGGCGAGCGCGUUGCAUCUCUGCUUCCGCCAGACCAUCCGGAGAUGGUGUGCCUGCAGGCGGGAGGACACAUUGCUCAGACCAGAUACGGGAUCCUAGGUGUCAUCGCUGCCAUCGUCUGGUUCCCUCUGGGAAUCGGCUUGUGCUUACUCGACCGCCGGGUCAAGUGCAGACGCUGUGGCGCCCCCAUCGCUGAGGGCCCCUUCUGUUAAGUCUAACCAGACUUGCAACCCUAUCGUAUAUAUGAAUUUAGUUUCACUUCGCAUUGUUACUGUCGUGGAUUUCUUUGAACAUUCGUACUUACCUUGUAUCUUACAUAGCGUGCAUUGCACGAGUCGACCCCAGUUACGCAGUAUUCAGGAACUAUGACCCAUGUACAUAAUAGAUGGCUCAUAUGUGAGAUGCUGUGUGAUGCGUC